UAGCCGUUGGCAGCGGGUUCGGUGUGCUGUAAGCAAUAGUCUACUCUUCUGUACAUUACCCUCUUUCUACUCUCUAUUGUCAGAGACUCUCUCUCCCCUUCGCAGCUUCCUUUCAUUCUUCUCCGAUCUCAACUCGUUCCUCUACUCUCCAAGAAAAUUAAAACAUAAACAUGUUCACUGAAGGCCUCGACGAAACCGCUAUCCAAUGGAUCAAUCGUGGAUCAUCGCAACUACAAGCUGAAGAAGAAGAGCUUCAAAAUCAAACACGCUCUCCUCUCCUUCCAAGAUCUCCUCUUUUCACCAACAUUUCCAAUUCUCUCACUCCAAAGUCUCCUUCUCUUCCUCCUCUUAAAUUUCACUCUUCUUUGCUUCCACCACGUAACCUCACUUUCGGAUUCAAUGAUCACGAUUAUGCUAACACUCUCACUGAUGAUGAAAGUGUUUCUUCAUUGCCUGAUCCUUCUGCUGAAACUGACUAUUAUCAAGACGAAGAAGAUAGACUUCUUGACUCAUUGGACACUCCAAUUGCACACUGCUAUGAUGAGGAUCAAUUGUUUGGAUUUCGUGUUGCUAUUAAACCUAAAACCCUAAAACCUACUCGAAUUUUGAGGAAAGGUUUAGCCAAUGAAAACCUAACUAUUCAACUUCCUAAUAGUGUUAGUGCUAGGAGAUUCACAGAUGGAGAAUUAGGUUUUAACAACUCUGUUCAAAAGAAAAUUACUCCAUGUGGAACUGGAAGAGGUGUUCAGUUUCAAAAUUUGAGUAAUGUGAAUAAUGAUCCAGUUGAAUUGGCUACUCCAAGUGCUCCUCCUAUUAUUGAUUGUCAAGCUGAUCUUCCUUAUUCCGAAGGCUCCGUAGCGAAUGAAGUUGAUGAAACAACUCUGCACCAUAGAUCUUGGCCUUCCAGAGAAUCUGUGAACUGUGAAGGGGAAAGAAGUGAGUGUUCAAUUGAACAAAAACCUGAUAUUGUUGCUGAUGAAAGACAGGAAACAAGUUCUACACACGACAUAGAAAGGCCGACUCCUCACUUGCAAUAUCACAACACCAGCGGUUGCAAUAGUCAACAGGCCUGGCAAACCCUUAUCACUUAUGACGCAUGCAUUCGUCUAUGCCUGCAAGCAUGGGCAAGAGGCUGUACUGAGGCACCGGAGUUUCUAAAAGAUGAGUGUCUGGCUCUUCGAAGUGCAUUUGGAUUGCAUGAGUUCUUGUUGCAACCUCGAGGUAUAAAGGCAACUGAAGGCAGUACAAGGAAUUCAGAACAAACAAUACCUCUCAAGACGAAGAAGGUUGUAGGAAAAAUAAGAGUGGAAGUGAAGAAACUUCGUAUUAUACAAAGGCGAAAGCUUAAGAGUACUUUUUCAAACCGAGGAUCAAUGUAUAAGCAAGCUGGAAUGGAGUACGUCCGGCAUGUUUCAUCUCUUGUGAAAAGUGGUAUAAAUUCAAUGAAGUCAGCAUCAUUCUCAGCGACAGCAGAAGAGCCAUUGUAUUGUUUGAUCCAACUCAAGAGUGCAACAGAAGAAAAUGCAUCAGAGUUGUGUUCUGCAAUUUUUCUUCGCCCUGGAAGUGGAGAUUAUCAUGAUUUUUUUCCAUUGAGCCAAGGAGAUGCUUUACUUGUAGAAGUCCAAGAUUCUAAGAAGGCGGUUCAUGGUGAAGCCAGGAUUCCAAUUUCAUACCUCAAUGAUAAUCCUAGUGACAGAAUUCGGUGGUGGCCAAUAAAUCAUGAUGAUAAUGAAUGUGUUGGCAAGAUCCAACUAUCCAUUGGAAGUACAAUGACUAGUGAUGACAACAAUCAUAUAAAGAGUGCUCCUGUUGUGGAAACUCAAGCUUACGAUAUAUUGUUGGAGGGUGCAAUGAGUGCACAGCGUUUCCACUCUGGAAACUUGCGGCUAAAUGGGCCAUGGAAAUGGUUGUUAGAUGCUUUUGCCGACUACUAUGGAGUUUCCAAUUCAUAUUCUAAAUUGAGAUAUCUAUUACAGGUGAUGAAUGUAGCAACUCCAACCAAGGACUGCCUAGAGCUUGUGAAAGAGUUGCUUGAUCCCCUAAUGAAGGCCAGAAGUGAGAGGAGUCUGACCAGGCAAGAGAGAAGUAUACUUUUGGAUUGUGAAACUCAAAUCGAAAGACUACUAGCGACUGUUUUUGAGAAUUACAAAUCGCUUGAUGAGAACUCGCCAACAGGUUUAACCGAUCAUUUCGGUCCAGCAUCUGAUUCUGCAGCACCAGCUCUACAUCCUGCUCUACAGGUCUACAGUAGUCUUCAUGAUAUAUUAUCUACAGAUGCUCAAACUAUUCUACAGAACUAUCUGCAGACUGCAGCAAGAAAAAGGUGUAGAAAACACAUGAUGGAGACUGAUGAAUUUGUUUCAAGCACCUCUGAAAGUUACCUAAUGGACACCAUUACCAUCUCAACAGCAUACCUGAAGAUGAAAAACCUUUGUAAUUCUAUAAGGAAUGAAAUUCAGGCAGACAUAAAGAUCAACAGCCAUCAUACAGUCCACGGCCAGCAUAUUUUUCCCAGUUCAAUUGACCUGGCAAACAUCACAGCAGCCAUUUAUAGCACAGAGCUGUGUAAACGACUGAAAACUUUCCUUUCUGCAUGGCCACCAUCAAAUCCACAGCAACAUGUGAAUGAGCUUCUAGUAGCAACUGCAGACUUUGAACGGGAUCUUGAGUCAUGGAAUAUAAGUUCUGUGCAGGGAGGUGUAGACUCGAGAAAUUUGUUCCACAACUACAUUGUGGUUUGGAUACAAGAUAUGCAACUUAGUUCACUUGAUCUUUGUAAAGCAGAAAAGGUUCCAUGGGCUGGAGUAACAACAAACCAUUCCACCUCCCCAUUUGCUGAGAAAAUGUAUGAAAACAUUAAAGACAACCUAAUCCAGUACGAAGUGGUAAUCAGUAGAUGGCCUCAAUACUCGCUGUAUUUGGAAAAUGCUGUUGCAAAUGUUGAAAGGGCAAUUGUGAAAUCGCUUGAAAAACAGUACAGUGACAUUUUAACUCCUUUGAAAGAUAGCAUACCACAGAGACUUCACUUGCAAGUUCAAAAGCUAGCAAGAAGACAAUCAGCUACUGUUCAAUUGGUUCCUAGCCAAUUGGGAAUAUUCUUGAACACCAUCAAGAGAAUUCUUGAUGUCCUUCAUUGUAGAGUGGAAGACAUCCUAAAUUCAUGGGCAUCCUGUCUACCUGUCAUGGGAGAUAAGAAGUUGUUUGGGGAGCAAAUGAAUGGAAUAACCGUGCUAUUGAGAACUAGAUACAAAACUUAUUUGCAAGCAAUAAUAGGGAAUCUUGUCAACAAUAUUCAAGCUAAUAAGAGCACACGGCUGAAAAAGAUCCUUGAGGAAACAAGAGAAGCAGAUGGAGAGGCAGAAGUUCGUGAAAGAAUGCAGCUGUUGAAUUCACUUCUUGUUGACUUCAUCUCCAACAUUCAUGAGGUCUUUACCAGCCAACUCUUUAUAGCAAUAUGUCGUGGAUUGUGGGACAGAAUGGGACAGAUUGUUUUGAAAUUUCUAGAAGGAAGGAAAGAAAAUAGGAUAUGGUACAAUGGGUCUUGCUACGCUCUUGGAAUAUUGGAUGACACAUUUGCUUCCCAGAUGCAAAGAUUAAGAGGAAAUGCAUUGCAAGAGAAAGAUAUUGAGCCUCCUCGCUCAGUAAUUGAAGCCCGAUCUAUUCUUUGUAAAGACACAACAAAUGCAACUGAUCCAUCCACUUACUUCUACAUAUAGCAUAUCAUUGUACAUUGUUACCAAUUUUUUACAGAAGAAAAUUUCAUAUUAUUUUUGCAUAUAAAUGUAAUAAUGUACUCUUAUUGUAUUCUACUAUUUUUUUUUCAAAAUACUUUGUGAAAAAUGUGCUUUAAAACACUUGUUUAGAGGAA
Messenger RNA from Cicer arietinum (chickpea), 3868 nucleotides. RefSeq lists its product as uncharacterized. Lineage: Eukaryota; Viridiplantae; Streptophyta; Magnoliopsida; Fabales; Fabaceae. The record is from RefSeq and is a predicted model, not a curated record.